AUGGAUAUCACAAACUUUGUGGUUUCGGCCAGAAACCAGGCACUUUUAUAUGGCGACUACACUACUUACCACAAGCAGCUGGUCAAGAAGCUACACAAAUGUCGAAAGAGGUUGAAUAUUGCUACUAAGAACCGCAACAAGUUUACUAAGAAAGACCCUAUCACGGCCCAGAAUCUGUCGGAGAACCACGAGUACCUUCAUCUGCAAUUGCUGACGGCCGAGCGUGCUUGGGCACAUGGUAUGAGGUUCAAGGCCGUUCACUCCACCGAUACCAAAGGCAUUACAGGCAGAACCCGCUCCCAUAUCAUUUCGAGACUUGUUAAAGGCGCCCGCACUGCCGAACAUCUCGUACAAAUAUUAUCCGAAAGCUCUGUGACGGGGGCUAGCGACACUGACAUCCUAGAAGCACGUGCAUAUGCUUCUAUGAUACGAGGCGCCACCCAAUUCGAAAAACAGAGCUGGGAGCCGUGUCUACAGAGCUAUGCGACAGCCCGCAUCAUAUAUACAGCGCUUGCCACAUCUAUGAAAGGAGACACCUUUAAAGACUUGUUAUCGGACACCAUCGACCCUUCUAUUCGAUAUGCGGCCUAUCAGACCAAAAUUUCAAGGAUCCAAACGAUACCGACCAUCGCCAGGAAGGCCUUCCCUUCUUCUGACUCUGCCUUGGUCGAGCAAAUAAAUAAAUUAGCCCCGGACCUACUCAACAAGAGCGAUUCUGAUGCUCAAAGGGGCCAAGUCGGUGCCCCGAACGCUCCUCAGACCAUCACAUGGAGGUCCCGAGAAGUCAAGAUCGAGGAUGCAGCUAUCGCUGUUGCGUUAGCAUCGAUAGACACAGCAACCACACGAUUGACGGAGAAACUAGCAUCUUCCGACGUUAUAUUACCAAAAGAGAUGGCUGCUGCGUACGAUGAAGUGCUCAUAGCUAGUCAGGAUGCGGUAGAUGCCACCAAACACGCUAUCGACGAACUUAAAGAGGAGGGCGUAUCCCAGGACGACGCUCGAAUACAAAGUCUACAGAUAACUCGCACCGCGGUUAACUACCAGGUUAUCAGCUGGAGAAUCGGUCGCAAUCGGGUUUUGAGUGGAGAGCACGACGGAGCCUUGUUAGACUCGGCUCCUACAACUACUCGAAAAUCCAAGAAAGAUGCCAGCUCUCGAAAGCCUAAGAUUGAGCCACCCGGCAGGAAGAUAUCUCGGCUCAAAGACAAAGUUGUACUUUACGAUUCUACGCUACAGAGCAUUGAGUCGGUUGGGGAAUUACCUGGUGUUGCGGCUGACAGAGACCUAACAGAACAAUUAAGCGCAACUGCUAAAUAUUUCCAUGCCCUCAAAUCUCUCUCCAUUGCGAGGUCGCACUCGCUAACCAACCAAUCGCGCAAUGCUUUAGUUCUUACCAAGCACGCAUUUGAUGAGUGUGAGCAAUCAGCUGCGUUUUUCUCGAUGCAGGAGCCCUCUUCUUUAGAGUCCUCGCCCCGUAACAUAGAGAUCCGGCCAGCCGAUAUCCAAUUCCUUCGCAACCUUUUAAAGGGAGAGCUUCAAAAAUGCCGAGCGAUUGUUGAAAUAGAUAAUCUACGGCAAAAGACGACGAAUGCGACCCCACCAAGCGCAAGAGCUCCACUCGUGCAACGCUUAUUCGAGUACCCAGCGGAGGGUGUUAACUUAGAAAAUCUCGUCGAGUUCCCACCCAAGGUGAAUCCUAUUUCGGUGAAGCCUCUAUUCUUCGAUGUUGCUUGGAAUUACAUAGAUUACCCUGGAAAGACCCCAGCUGCCGCCCCCGAGUCCGAGCAGAAGCUGGAGCAGCCGGCGCAGCCGCAGAAGAAAGGAUGGUUCGGGUUUGGAAGAUAUGGGCUAAUGACGCCCGACUACGAAGACAGCCCGCGGUUGGACUACCUCUCACAGUCGUCGAAGAUCUGGGCAAGCACUAGCGAGUUACCCAUUUUCAUCACUGAGAACCAGUCGCGCCGCACUGUCUCUCUACGUCUCUUCAUCUGGGCCCUCGUCUGCUUUACCGCUGUAGCGUUGGCGCUGGGUCUGGGUCUCGGGCUCGGAUGUGCACGAUAUAGAGCCCUCUAUUCUACACCACUGCCCCCAUUAUCUAAUUACAGCAUUCGUUACGGUAUCCCUGAGAACCUCGACUUCGUCCCGACAGAUAGGCUUAUUAAUAAGCGGGAGCUCGAGCUAGAUACGAACUUCGCCGUUUCGAGCGAGCCUCAGGUCCGCGAGUUCGAGUUUAAUGUGUCGGUGGCGCUGGCCGCGCCGGACGGAUUUCAAAAGCCGAUGGUGUUGGUUAAUGAGCAGUCUCCGGGGCCGCUGGUCGAGGCGAAUGUGGGGGAUACUAUUCGUGUUAGAGUUAAUAACCACAUGAGGAAUAGUAGCACGUCGAUACACUGGCACGGCAUGAACCAGAUCGGCACGCCGUGGAUGGACGGCGUCGCGGGCGUUUCACAGUGCGGGAUCCCGGCCAGUCAGGGGUUUACGUACGAGUUCCAGGUGAUGGACCAGAGGGGCACGUUUUGGUGGCAUGCGCAUUCGUCGGUACAGUAUAGCGACGGUGCUUAUGGAGCAAUUAUUAUACGCGAUCCAGGAGAACUGGUACCUAAGACAGACGACGAGAAGCUCCUGUUUGUGUCGGAUGUAUAUCACACCUACGGAUCCGUUAUAUUAACAAGCUACCUCAACUCGACGUCAAAAUGGGUUGAUUGGGAAUCAGGCGUCGAGCCGCUGGCUGAUAACGUCCUGCUCAACGGGCAGAACACAUACAACUGCUCCGUUACCUCGACCACUUACGCACCAUCUGCAGACCAGCCCUUCGAGAGUAACUGCACGGAGGGGCAGCUCUACACGACGAAAGUACGCCGUGGGAAGACUGUACGCUUACGGCUGAUUAACGCCUCCUCGUUCCUAUCGUACUGGUUUAGCAUCGACAAUCACACGAUAUCUAUCGUUGAGUUAGACGGCGUUGAAAUCGAACCUAUUUCUGCUCGUGGCGUAUAUUUAAACCUAGGACAGCGAGCCUCUGUGAUCCUAACCGCAGACCAGGAGCCCGGCAGCUACUAUAUGCGUGCUUCGCUGCCGAAGACGUGCUUUCUACCGUAUGCGCCGUAUAAUAGUUCGGGGCUCGAGGCAGCAGGGUACGGCGCCAAGGGGAUAAUAUCGUAUUUCGAAGAUAGUGAGCAGGAUGCAAGCGAUCGUAAUGCUGGCACGGCACUUGAGCCCAUUGGGGUUGCUGGAAAUACGUCGAACCCGUAUGGAGUGGAGAAUAACGGGCUCAGGGGAGACGUGUGGGAGGGAUGCGACGACAUGCCAUUCGAUAUGCCAAAGCCAAUGCGAAAACAGCCCGCAGUGAAUGUGAGCGAGGCAAAUACGCAUUAUCUCGAGUAUGCGUUUCGCCAGGCACAGGAGGUCAAUCGCAUUUUCGUCAACAAAACAUCCUACCUAUCUCUCCCCGACAACGCCACGCUCUGGAAAGCCCUAGACCAACAAUUUACCCCCGACAGAUCAAAUUCGUACAAUAGCUGGGACUUGGGACUCAACCAGCAGGUCCUACUAAUCCCAGACGCCACCCAGGGCGCUCAGAUCGUCAUCAACUCGCUUGACGGGAUGGAGCACCCGUGGCACAUGCAUGGCCAUACCUUCCAAGUCGUCGGCUGGGGUAAAGGCCUCUUCGGCAGCAGUACCAAUUCUACCACCUGGAGCCUCGCGAACCCGAUGCGCCGCGAUACCGUCACCGUGCCGCCCUUCAACCACGUCGUCCUGCGCUUCGCCACCGAUAACCCGGGGCUCUGGGCGUUGCAUUGCCAUGUUGCAUGGCAUAUUGAAGGCGGCAUGUUUCUCACCUUGGCCGAGCGGCCAUCCGAUCUCGUUACGCUAGUUAAUCAGAUGGAUCCCAAUACAAGACGUCAAAGCCAGAGCUUCUGCGGCGUGGCUACAUAA
Daldinia decipiens is the source of this 3933-nucleotide messenger RNA. RefSeq lists its product as uncharacterized. Bases 1 to 3933 code for a protein of 1310 amino acids. Gene Ontology annotation, molecular function: endoplasmic reticulum signal sequence receptor activity; copper ion binding; signal recognition particle binding. The transcript has 10 exons. NCBI's taxonomy places the organism in Eukaryota, Fungi, Ascomycota, Sordariomycetes, Xylariales, Hypoxylaceae. The record is from RefSeq and is a predicted model, not a curated record. Gene Ontology annotation, cellular component: signal recognition particle, endoplasmic reticulum targeting. Gene Ontology annotation, biological process: SRP-dependent cotranslational protein targeting to membrane.